AUGCCUCUAAUCAAGACCACAGAGAUCUCUGAGGACACUCGGGUCUUCGGAUACGAUCCUCUGCUUUCUCCUCAGUUUCUUCAGUCCGAGGUUCCCGCCCCCGAAAGUUCCCUCGAAGCGACCCGCUCCGGGCGAAGCCAAGCAAUCGAGAUCAUCGAGCAACGAGAUGACCGUCUCCUCGUCGUCGUCGGACCAUGCUCCAUCCACGACCCAGACACUGCUCUCGAAUACGCUCGCCGCCUGAAGGACGUCGCCGACAGACUCUCCCACGAUCUCUGCAUCAUCAUGCGCGCAUACCUGGAGAAGCCCCGCACAACCAUCGGAUGGAAGGGUCUCAUCAACGACCCCGACAUCAACCAGUCGUUCAACAUCAACAAGGGCCUGCGCGUGUCCCGCAAACUCUACGCCGACCUCACCAGCAUGGGCAUGCCCAUCGCCAGCGAGAUGCUCGACACCAUCUCCCCGCAGUACCUGGCCGACCUUGUCUCCCUCGGCGCCAUCGGCGCGCGCACCACCGAGUCCCAGCUCCACCGCGAGCUCGCGUCCGGGCUCAGCUUCCCCAUUGGCUACAAGAACGGCACGGACGGAAACCUGGGCGUCGCCAUCGACGCCAUCGGCGCGGCCUCGCACCCGCACCGCUUCAUGGGCGUCACGAAGCAGGGUAUGGCCGCCAUCACCAAGACCUCGGGCAACGAACACGGCUUCGUGAUCCUGCGAGGCGGAAACAAAGGGACAAACUAUGACCGGGCGAGCAUCAAGGCCGCUCGGGAAGCACUGCGUGCUAAGAAGCAGCGCGAGAUCCUCAUGGUGGACUGCUCCCACGGCAAUUCCAAGAAGAACCACCUCAACCAGCCUCUGGUUGCUAGGGAGGUCGCGGAUCAGCUCCGCGAGGGCCAGGAUGCCAUCAUCGGUGUAAUGAUCGAAUCGAACCUCUACGAGGGGAACCAGAAGGUUCCUGCCGAGGGGCCGGCUGCUUUGCUCAAGGGCGUUAGCAUCACUGACGCUUGCAUCAACUGGGAGAUGACCGUUGAUGUUCUCAAUGAUCUGGCUGAUGCUGUGCGCGCCAGACGUGCGGCCAAAGCUGGUAAGCUGAAUGGUGCCAAUGGAGUGAACGGUGUCAAUGGCUCCCACUAG
Messenger RNA from Aspergillus thermomutatus, 1134 nucleotides. RefSeq names its product 3-deoxy-7-phosphoheptulonate synthase. The record is from RefSeq and is a predicted model, not a curated record. Gene Ontology annotation, biological process: aromatic amino acid biosynthetic process. Gene Ontology annotation, cellular component: cytoplasm. Bases 1 to 1134 code for a protein of 377 amino acids. Lineage: Eukaryota; Fungi; Ascomycota; Eurotiomycetes; Eurotiales; Aspergillaceae. Gene Ontology annotation, molecular function: 3-deoxy-7-phosphoheptulonate synthase activity. The transcript is spliced from 3 exons.